Messenger RNA from Sturnus vulgaris (Common starling), 1883 nucleotides. RefSeq names its product proteasome 26S subunit, ATPase 5 (gene PSMC5). Lineage: Eukaryota; Metazoa; Chordata; Aves; Passeriformes; Sturnidae. Gene Ontology annotation, molecular function: ATP hydrolysis activity; ATP binding. The record is from RefSeq and is a predicted model, not a curated record.
UGGCUGCCAUCUUUGUUGGGGCCCGAUGCCGGCGGAGAAGAUGGCGCUGGACGGGCCCGAGCAGAUGGAGAUGGACGACGGGAAGGGCGGCUCGGGGCUCCGGCAGUAUUACCUGUCCAAGAUCGAGGAACUGCAGCUCAUCGUGAAUGAGAAGAGCCAGAACCUGCGGCGGCUGCAGGCACAGAGGAACGAGCUCAAUGCCAAGGUGCGGCUGCUGCGGGAGGAGCUGCAGCUGCUGCAGGAGCAGGGAUCCUACGUGGGAGAGGUGGUGAGAGCCAUGGACAAGAAGAAGGUGCUGGUCAAGGUGCACCCGGAGGGGAAGUUUGUGGUGGAUGUGGACAAGAACAUCGACAUCAAUGAUGUGACCCCCAACUGCCGCGUGGCCCUGCGCAACGACAGCUACACCCUGCACAAGAUCUUGCCCAACAAGGUGGAUCCACUCGUGUCCCUCAUGAUGGUGGAGAAGGUCCCAGACUCCACCUACGAGAUGAUUGGGGGCCUGGACAAGCAGAUCAAGGAGAUCAAGGAGGUCAUCGAGCUGCCCGUGAAGCACCCAGAGCUCUUUGAGGCGCUGGGCAUCGCCCAGCCCAAGGGGGUGCUGCUCUACGGCCCCCCCGGCACAGGGAAGACCCUGCUGGCCAGGGCCGUGGCCCAUCACACUGACUGCACCUUCAUCCGCGUGUCUGGCUCCGAGCUCGUGCAGAAGUUCAUCGGGGAAGGGGCCCGUAUGGUGCGGGAGCUGUUCGUGAUGGCCCGGGAACAUGCACCCUCCAUCAUCUUCAUGGAUGAGAUCGACUCCAUCGGCUCGUCCCGCCUGGAGGGUGGCUCCGGCGGGGACAGCGAGGUGCAGCGCACCAUGCUCGAGCUCCUCAACCAGCUCGACGGCUUUGAGGCCACCAAGAACAUCAAGGUGAUCAUGGCCACGAAUAGGAUUGACAUCCUGGACUCAGCCCUGCUGCGCCCCGGCCGCAUCGACAGGAAAAUCGAGUUUCCUCCUCCCAACGAGGAGGCCCGCCUGGACAUCCUCAAGAUCCACUCCCGGAAGAUGAACCUGACCCGGGGCAUCAACCUGCGGAAAAUUGCGGAGCUGAUGCCGGGGGCCUCGGGGGCUGAGGUGAAGGGUGUGUGCACAGAGGCAGGAAUGUAUGCACUGAGGGAGAGGAGGGUGCACGUCACACAGGAGGACUUUGAGAUGGCCGUGGCCAAGGUGAUGCAGAAGGACAGUGAGAAGAACAUGUCCAUCAAGAAGCUGUGGAAGUAACGGUGAGGCCAGAGCUGUUCCCUCUGUGCUGUCAAUAAAGAGCUGCUGUGGCCUGGGCACCGAGUUGGGACUGAUUUGGGGACGGGGUGGGGGCUGCAAUACACUGCACACCCCCAGAGCUGCAGGACACAGCACACACCCCACAGAGCUGCUGCUAACUGCUUUUAUUAGAAAAGAUCCAAAUAGACAAAAACUGGUUACACAAGAGGCAGAGCAGGCACCCCUGAGCCCAACCCUGGGAAUCUGUAAACGCCGCCCCCACCUCAGGAGCCUGCAGGGGGGCAAAGGCACUUCAGUGGGGGUGGCAGUGGUGGCACUGUCCCUGUGGUCCCCUCCCUCCUCCCCAGUAUCUCCAGUUCUUGGUGCCCCUCUGCCACUACAGGCUCCUGGGGCAGAGCCCCCCCCUCUGCUGCCAAACCUCGUCAAGUGGUUAAUUAUGGAAUUAUGUAAAACAGCGGGAGGGGGGGAGGAAUAAACUGAUUGUCACAAAAUGAACCCCAACCCUCGGUUCCGUAUCCCCAGAGCAGCCCUGGGAGCCUCCCCGAGCCCCUGCAGAGCCCAGUGCAGGAAGAGGAACUCAAUAUAUUAAUUAAUUCAUCAAAUACAAACCCACUGUACAAAA